UUUGGCUAAUCGGUUCAUAUCAAAAUUAACACUUUACUUGAGUGGUCGGCGGAAGUCUUUAUAAGGGUGAGGCUUUCAGACAUUUUCCCGUAGUUGAGAAUUAAAAUGUCUAAAUCACACUUCAGCGCUCUUCUCGUCUUGCUAAGCAUUUUCCUAGGCAAAAUUGUCCGUGGUGCUCCUUUUUCCAACGAUCCUUCCGAGGUUACCGACUUUUACAAAUUGUUUAAUAAUCCCGAUGCCCACUUAUCCUUGACCACUGGUCCUAACACAAUCCAUUUCAUUGAGGAGCAUGGAUACCCUGCAGAACGGCACUAUGUGACUACUGAAGAUGGCUAUAUCAUCAGCCUAUUCCGAAUCCCGUACUCCCAUAACCUACAAAAUCAGAAUGAAAAGACACCAAUUGUGUUUAUCCAGCAUGGUCUUUUUGCAAGCUCCGAUGGAUGGCCGUGUUUGGGACCGGAUGAUGCUCUUCCCUUCCUGCUGUCCGAUGCAGGAUACGAUGUCUGGAUGGGCAACGCCCGAGGAAACAGAUACUCCAGGAAUCACACGACUCGCUCCACCAGCCAUCCAGACUUCUGGCGCUUCAGUUGGCACGAGAUUGCCUACUAUGAUAUUGCAGCAGCCAUCGAUUACACCUUGUCUACUGAAAAUGGAGAGGGACAGGAGGGCAUCCACUAUGUGGGUCACUCGCAGGGAACCACUGUGAUGUUCGUCCUGUUGUCUUCGAGGCCGGAAUACAAUGACAAAAUCAAAACGGCACACAUGCUGGCCCCAGUGGCUUUCAUGGAUCACAUGGACGACAUAAUGGUCAACACCUUGUCUCCCUAUCUGGGAUUCAACAACGUAUACUCAACACUCUUCUGCUCCCAGGAGUUCUUGCCCUAUAACGAUUUUGUCCUAGCUCUGAUGUAUAGUGUUUGUCUUCCGGGGUCAAUUGUUUCGAGUUUCUGCAGCAGCAGCAAUGAGACGACUGUUGAGCAAGGAAGAACCAAUACGACGGCCGAUUCCUUGCUGUCCGGAGUGAUGCCCGCUGGCAUUUCAACCGAUCAGGUUCUUCACUACAUGCAGGAACACCAAUCAGGACACUUCCGCCAGUUUGACUUCGGCACCAAGAAGAAUCUGAAGAUAUACGGAACCGAAUACCCUCCGGAUUAUCCCACUGAACUGAUUACAACUGAAAUGCACCUGUGGUAUUCGGACAACGAUGAGAUGUCUGCAGUUGAGGAUGUCCUCAGGGUGGCAGAAACGCUGCCCAACAAGGUGAUGCACCACAUGGAGGAUCCACUGUGGGAUCAUAUGGACUUCGCCACCAACUGGGAGGUGCGCAAGUACAUAAAUAAUCCGAUCAUAGCCAUCAUAAAUGAUUACGAGGGAAAGUAAUACGGACAUUGGCCAAAACUUAAGUGGCUUUUAGUGAUAAUUGUUUAUAUUUAAAUCCCAUUUUAAACAAAUUUCUUAUCAUCAACGGAAGCACAUCAAGUUUAAUCAUUUGACACACACUUCCUCCAUGUACAUAUCUCAUUGUUAUUAUUAUUAUUAGAUCUUAGCCGCCUCUUGUUAUUGUUAUCAAAAACCAAUUUUCCCACCUACGAAACCAGUAGUAGCCAUAAAUUAUACAACUGUAGCGCUUAACAUCUA
Messenger RNA from Drosophila ficusphila, 1638 nucleotides. RefSeq names its product lipase 3-like. The record is from RefSeq and is a predicted model, not a curated record. The transcript has 3 exons. Gene Ontology annotation, molecular function: hydrolase activity, acting on ester bonds. Lineage: Eukaryota; Metazoa; Arthropoda; Insecta; Diptera; Drosophilidae. Gene Ontology annotation, biological process: lipid metabolic process. Bases 106 to 1380 code for a protein of 424 amino acids.